CGAAAUUCUCUGCGGCUUCACGCCGAAGAGUCAGCCAUGUUGGAUACAUAAUUUUCAUCCUUGAUAAUCUGGAAUUUCAAAGGACCAUCGCCUUAUCAUAAACAAAGAGAGGAAUCGACAAACUUAGGUCUUUUAAUCAAGGAUCAUAUUUUUGUUAUAGAAGUGUGACUUAUAGCGUAAAAAGAAGAUAACGGAAGACCUUCGCAAGGAGCUUCUCGAUACUUCAGCGUCUUAGAACGCUCUUUCCAACAUGCCGAACGGGAAAGGUUCUAAUGCUUCCCCGCCUGCAGGGCAUAAUCGAGGCCAGCAAUCAUCACAGAGAGGCCCGACUCCACCUCAACCAAGACCAGAUGAUUAUUCCCAGAGAAAUAAUCAAGGUUACCCACCUCAGCAAAUGAAUGUCCAGGGAAUGCCAGGAAUAUACCACCAAGGAAUGGUCCCCAAUCAGGGCCAGCCACAGCGUAUGUAUUAUAACCCAAGRGCAAUGGCCAGGCCAAUAAGAGUACCACACCACUCGCAACAGUCUAGUCAACCUAUGUACCCAUCACCUACCAGUGGACAACAAAUCAUUUCAAUACAGGGAGGAGGUCAAGGAUAUCCCAUAUUGCAGCAGCCUUUUGUUCCUUCACAAGUAUGUAUUAAGGAUAAUUAACUCAAAGAAUCAAAACCAACCGCUGUACCUUGCGAGCCAAAAAUGGCGGAUUUGUAGGAUUUCUUAAAGGGAGCGCAAAUGAUCUUCCAUCCUUUCAGUUUGGACA
Exaiptasia diaphana is the source of this 758-nucleotide messenger RNA. Its product is annotated as cell death-inducing p53-target protein 1 homolog. Lineage: Eukaryota; Metazoa; Cnidaria; Anthozoa; Actiniaria; Aiptasiidae. The coding region runs from base 251 to 652 and encodes 133 amino acids. The transcript has 5 exons. The record is from RefSeq and is a predicted model, not a curated record.